AUGAUCGCCCUACAUGAUGUUGAUCUCCUCCCUUUGGAUCUUUCGCUAAAGUAUGAAUAUUCGGGCACUCUGCCGUAUCACGUGAUCCCCUCCUGGUUGCAUCCGAUUUAUCAUUACUACGCCAAAUACCUCGGAGGAAUUAUGCUGAUAUCUCGCGAAACAUUCACCCGGGUGAAUGGAUUUUCCAACCGCUUCUGGGGUUGGGGACGAGAGGAUGACGAGUUCGGACACCGUCUUAAGGACUGGCAAAUAAAGGUUUUAACGGAGAAGAAGGCAGUGCCGGCACAAGCCAAGUUUAAGCACAUCCACUCAAGGAUGAAUAAAAGGGAGGCUGUGCCCUUUUUCAACCCAGUAAGUAUGAAACUAUCAGCCCUGUUUUUUUACUUACAGAUCACACACAUACGGGAUCGUGUCACCGGAUUGCACUCAACUAAGUACAAUGUAACCUCGCGUAUAAAAGUAUCCGUGUCCGGUGUCGACGCAUGGUUCAUUAAUGUGAAGUUAUUUUGUGAUCCUUUAGAGACUCCCUACUGUAUAGAUACUUGA
Molecule: messenger RNA, 546 nt
Organism: Dibothriocephalus latus
Lineage: Eukaryota; Metazoa; Platyhelminthes; Cestoda; Diphyllobothriidea; Diphyllobothriidae
Source: the annotation of a GenBank genome assembly